GUGGAGCGUUUGCGGCUUUUCGCGUGUGAUUGUGAUAUAUUUUGGUGUAAAUUAUUUAUUAUGUUCCCAAAUGAUUUUAUGAAGUGAAAUUAGUAAAUAAAAUGAAUGCGACAAGCUUAUAUGUAUCCACGUGUCGGUUAAUCAUCCUAGCCGACGCGGCGGACAAGUCUUCAUGGACCGAUUUAUUUCGUUUAGUUCCUUAUUUACGACAAUCUUUGUCUUGUACAGUUUGCGGUAAUUUACUAAAGGAACCGUACACGCCGACGAGCUCGGGGUGUCAGCAUCACGUGUGUAAAAAAUGUAAAGGUGGGAGGAAAAAGCUAAAGCCGUCUUGCGGUUGGUGUAAGGAUUAUGAGAACUAUGCGGAAAAUUUGCAGUUGCGGAUUUUGCUUCAAUGUUAUAAGAAGCUUUGUGAAUAUUUUAUGGGUACGGACAUUUAUAAAAUUUUGUUAGAGGAGGACGAGAUAAGUGCCGGAGUGAACGGCGGCACAGUCGCGAGUUCAGGAUUGAUAGAUCUGGUACAAGAAGGCGCUGGGUUUUCGGACGAUUACAAGAGCACUGCCGGCUUGUCCAAGUCGGCAUAUAGUAUAUUACCAUGUGUCUACACCAACUCUGCAUCAACACAAACUCAAGCUGCCUCCACAUCUAGUGGUACAGAGACAAGAUCUUCCACUAAAGACUCACCAAAUUCCAGAUCAGUUUCCAAUGGAUCUCCAAUGUAUUCUGUAAUGUAUGCUGGCUCCGGUAACAAAAUUACCAUUAAAAGAAAAGCUGUUGAUGAAACUGACAACUCUCCAAGUGAUCCUCCACCUAGAGAAAGCAAGUCGAGCCUUUUAGGCUUCAAGAAGCCAUCAAAUCGUUCCAGAAGCUCGGCAAGCAGCAAGCGGAAGGGGUGCCGGUGCGGGAAUGCCACGGCCACACCUGGAAAGUUAACAUGCUGUGGACAGCGGUGCCCUUGCUACGUCGAGAGUAAGCCAUGCACCGAAUGCAAGUGCAAGGGAUGCCGGAAUCCACAUCGACCCGAUGGCAUGAAGGUGAGACCUCACAUACCUCAGUUAGAGACACUGCAGCUGACUCUAAACACAAACCCGGACAGUUCUCCAUCAUGUUCUGGCUCUAUGGACAGUCUGGACACGGAUACACUUACUAUGGAGGCUAUGGAAGAAUCCCUUAACUUCACCUCUGAUCUCAAGACUUCCAAUAUUAAAGUGUAUUCACAUAGUCAAUUACAAGAAGUGUCUCCGUCAUUGCCGGCGACUAUAAUGAUGGACGAGGAGUUGGCGGGCUCGCCAGACGACGACAUGAGCUCGCCGCAGGAAUACGCGCUGUCGCCGCAGGAGGUGGACCCCGACGCGGCGUCCCCACAGUCCACCCACGAGGCCAACAGCGAUAUCGAGGUCGAUGUAUGACAUCCACUGGCCCUCACGAGUGACUAGGACUUACUUUCUCUGUUCAUGUUGCUCCUCAGCAACUGUCAACAGACCAUGUUUACCUUUGUGGUGUCGCUCGUCGUGGUGUUGCUAGUCACUUGUGUGCUGAAUCUCAUCGGGUAAAGACAAAGACUUCAUUAGUUAAACAAAAACAUUUUUUAAAUAGUGUUGUGACUGUUUAAAUGUGACAUACCUAGUGUAAGUUUGUGAAUAAGUAUUUUCCAUUUUUAGAUUCCUGUUCUAAUAUGAAAACGACAUGAUAAUUAUGAGGAUGUAUUAAACAGUCAUUUAAGAAUAUUAAUGCCAAUAAUAAAUGUUUUUAUUACUUAUGUUAAGGCAUAUGUACCAGCAUGUAUUACAUAUUGCUACUUUACCACUGAUUAUGUUAUUGUAUUUAUUGUUACUUGAAGGUAGUUGUUAUACAUUCUUUUAGCACAUGACGAGCGCUUUCGAAGCAAAAGAUAUGUAAAUGAAAACUUGAUAGUUUUGCAAUUUUUGACAUACACAUUGUGUUCCUUAAUAAAAUAAGUUAGUCAAAUGGGUCCACCAAUGAGUAAAAUGGAAAUCAUUCUAAAAGUUGUACAUUUAGUGGCUACUUAAAGUAUGUAAUCCAAAGCUUGUAUUGUAAUUUAUUAAGUAAGCGAGGACUUUGAUAUGUCUAGUGAAUACUUGUAUUAUAUAUUUUUCCAUUUUAGAAUGACAAUAGUUUUGAUGAUUUGCCUGGAGGCAAAUAAAAUAUUUACGAGGAACUUAAGAAUUACAGUGCAAUAGGUGAUAGGGAUUACCUUAAACAACAUUUAUUGUACAUAAUUAAUAAUUUACAAAUGUUCUACAGUCGAUUUACAAUGAUGAAUACAUAAUAAUACCAUUUAUACAUUAUGAAAUGUUACCCACGCUCAUACUUGAAAAAUACAUUCUCUAAAAAUGAAUUAAAAUGAAAUAAAUAAUAUAAUUAUAAUAUUUUGAUGAAUCAUUAGAUCAUGAAUGUGUGACAUAGUAUUAAUAGGGAUGUAAAACAUUUUGUAAUUGUAAUGAGUACCGGUGACAUAGUAAUUGUAAUUAUCUAUAAAACAACUGUGAUAGUGUCACUAUUUAUUGUAAAGUGGUUAUUAUAGGAACUGAUUUUACACAAACUGGCAUUUUAAAAUGUUUUCGAUUAAUGAAUUUGUAACGAUAACAGAAAGCGCCUAAUUAAUCUUAUGUUAUUUGACCCAUAAAAGGGUACGAGAAAAUGUGAAGGGCUAUUUUUUCACAGACUGAAAUGUGAUGUUAAAUAAAUUAUAUUAUACAUAUCUACAGCAGGCAGAACUAACUACCGCUAAUUAAAAUAUUUAUAUGCAAAAAGAAUAUAACAAUCAUGAUAAUAUGUCCAUACUGGUAUCUAUAAAAAUAGGCUGGUAAAUAACUCUAUUUAAAUGGUUUCUCGUGAAAAGGACUUGUUCUUCAGUUCCUAUAAUAAUCACAUUUUAGAAAAAAAGAUUUUCAUUAAGGUAAUUGUGAAAUUGAAUGUUUAGGCUAAAACGAUUCGAGUACAAAUUAAGUAUUUCAUAGGGACAUACAAUAAUGUAAUUUUGCUUUAAAUUCAAUAUUUCCUUAAGUGAAUGGAAUAAAAUCAAUAUUUUUUGUUAA
Messenger RNA from Pectinophora gossypiella (pink bollworm), 3059 nucleotides. RefSeq names its product E3 ubiquitin-protein ligase MSL2 (gene msl-2). Gene Ontology annotation, cellular component: MSL complex. The transcript has 4 exons. Bases 102 to 1409 code for a protein of 435 amino acids. Gene Ontology annotation, molecular function: ubiquitin protein ligase activity. NCBI's taxonomy places the organism in Eukaryota, Metazoa, Arthropoda, Insecta, Lepidoptera, Gelechiidae. The record is from RefSeq and is a predicted model, not a curated record.